CCGAAAAGCAUUUGUACAUAAUUUAGAUAUACGGGGAUGGGGUUGAAGAUGAGGUGUGUUGGAGGGUGGGGAGACACAAUCAAUGUGGAAUGCCUCUUGUUUUCCGUACUCCUACUAAGGAAGGAAAUCAUUUUCGUCAUUUUUAAGGAACUUAACAACUUCUUACAUAAAAUGUUAAGACCAACCAAACAUGGGAAAAUUGGAAAACAUCAUCUGGAAAAUGUUUUCCUACAUACCGAACACACCCUAAGAGAUGCAUAUAAGUAAGUUUUGGUGUGUGGUUCGAGUACCUGAGGGAGUUUGGACACCUCGAUAGAACUUUAACAUGGAGAGAAUGAUAUGCAACGCGAAAAGUGGUUUCGGAGUUCUUUAGCAUUUGUGUUACUGCUAGGCUGGAUCAUAUAUUGAAUAUGCUGAAUGUUCUUUCACUGAAAUUUGAUUCAGUAUGGUUAGAAUAGUUCAUUUUGGCUUCUAGUUUUACAUUUUCUUUGGAGCUGGACUGAUUUCUUUGGCUAUUUAAUCAAAUUAAUAAUCUAAGAUGGGUGGAGGAGUUUGGCACUUUUUUUUUUUUUUUGGGUAACUAACUUCUUUAUUAAUCACCAAAGUGUAAGAACAUGUAGAGCACCAUAGCUUAGCUGUAACACAGCUAGCUAUCCUAGAAACGUAAACAUCCUUAACUACAGAACUACUGUACUAGGACUAAAGCAUUUACGAGACGAAGGAUUGUUGCUCGAACACAAACGAGUUUGGCACUUUUGUGUACUUGCUGCUGUAAAAUUUUCCUUUUGUGGAAUUCUGAGUUUAAUGGUUAAGAGUGCUGGUUUCAUACUGAAUGGGUUCUGUCAUGGGUGGUUGUUUAGAGUUAAAACUACAUUGUGUGGUAGCUGUUUGAUAAAAUUAUCGAAAGAACUUAUACUCUAGGUCCCCCUUUUUCUGGAAGGCAUAGAAUUUACAAAGAAAGUUGAUUGCUUGUAGUAGUUGAAGUGUGUCACUAUGUUUCAGGUCCAUGUGGUUGUCGAAACAAAACAGAUUCUUCUAUCUAAAACUAAAAAGUAAAAACAAAAUAUGUUUAUUAUUGUUGAACUAUUCAUGUAAUUUUUUAGACUAAGAUAAUUUGCUCUCGUUGAGUUAACUACUUUUAAGUAUAUAAAUAUAACUAUGGAAAAUUUCUCCAAAUAUAUGAUAGAUGAAGCACUUAGCUCUAGAAUGGUUUAGAAGCUCUAUGUCUCUGCUCUGGCUCGAAUGUGCUGCAUUUGACACAAUUAUGUGUAUUCGACAUGCUGCAUUUGACACAAUUAUUUGUAAUUGUACAUUCAUUAGGAACUGCAUAUUUAACAGCUCUCAUGCCAAAGUAUCAGGGUGUCACUCAUUUGCUAAUAUCUCUUGUGUCGAUUUGGUGGCUGGAAAAAAUACAGCAAUAGUUGAUUCAUUGAAGACAUAUCUUUUUUAUUGCCAAAUUUCCUUGUGAUGAAAUCUUAGAAUCAGAACUGAUUUUUUUCAUAGUGUGGAACCUUGGAAACUUGGAAGAUUACAGAGUAGAACAGGGAUAUGUCAUUUAGCCAGAAAGUUCUCUACUUGAAGGCUUCGCGAAGAUGCUUGCGGUCUCCAUGGCUAAUCCAAACCUAUUCUUUCUCAGACAUUGUCUACAAGAAAACGAAGCUUGCUCCUCUACAGGAACGAAGAAUGAUUGACCGCUUUCGCAUAUGGGCCAAAGGAGGUGAUGGUGGCAAUGGUUGUACCAGUAUUCGUCGUAGUCGACAUGAUCGCCGUGGCAGACCUGAUGGCGGGAAUGGUGGACGGGGUGGUGACGUGAUAUUAGAAUGUUCCCCUACAAUGUGGGAUUUGAGUGCUCUGCAGCAUCACAUCAAUGCAAAGAGAGGGGGAAAUGGGUCUUCCAAAAAUAUGAUAGGAAGCAGAGGAGCCGACAAGGUGAUCCAAGUUCCAAUCGGUACCGUAAUUCAUCUAGUAGAGGGUGAACUUCCAUCUGCAGUAGAGAAGAGUUCAAGUUCUAAGUUGGACCCUUGGGAGAUUCCAGGUACAGUUGAUAUUGAUUCGUCAGAGUUUUCUACACAAUCAAUUACGGCCGACCAAACCGGGUCAAAAGUUGAGAAGAAAGUCAAAUCAAGUGGACGUCGAGCUUCUGAUGGUGAAGAAUCAACUACAGCUAGGAAAAGAACUUUUCGUUUGCCGACCAAUUCCCGCACUCCGUGCUCAAUUUCUAGAGGCAAAAUCGAAAGUGAUGAUGAUGAUUUGAGCGAUUGGGAGGAAGAAAGCUGUGGAGAAAUGGAAGAUGAAGAUGGUGAUGAUGUUAUGGGAACAGAAUGUGAAGAUGAGUUGGAAGAAACUGAACUUAUAGAAUACAAUGUGGCAGAGUUAACAGAACAAGGCCAACGAAUAGUUGUUGCUCGUGGAGGGGAGGGUGGCUUAGGCAAUCUGUCCAUGAGGAAAGCGUCAAAGAUGAUGCAAAAGGGAGCCGAUUGUGAUGAUGAAGUAUCUGAUGAUGAUCAUCAUCAUGCAUUACCAAGUGCUGGCUUGCCUGGCUCAGAGGUGGUACUUGUGCUAGAACUAAAGAGCAUUGCUGAUGUAGGUCUUAUUGGGAUGCCAAAUGCAGGCAAAAGUACCCUUCUUGGGGCGUUAUCAAAGGCUAAACCUGUUGUAGGCGAUUAUGCAUUCACAACAUUGAGGCCUAACUUAGGUAACGUAAAUUAUUACGAUUUUUCUUUAACUGUAGCCGACAUCCCAGGACUCAUAAGAGGAGCCCAUGAAAAUCGUGGGCUUGGGCAUGCUUUCCUUCGGCACAUAGAACGUACAAAAGUUCUAGCAUAUGUGGUAGACUUGGCUGCAGCACUGGGUGAUAACAAGGGAAUACCACCAUGGGAGCAGUUAAAUGACUUGAUUUUGGAACUCGAGUACUAUAGUGAGGGUUUAUCUGAUCGGCCAUCCUUAGUGGUGGCUAACAAAGUCGAUGAAGAUGGGGCUGAAGAGGUAUAUGAAGAACUAAAACGCCGUGUAUCUGGUGUACCUGUUUUCGCCGUGAGUGCAAUCCUAGAGGAAGGAGUACCAGAACUGAAAGAUGGUUUGAGGAUGCUUAUCAGUGGUGAACAAACACACAGGCUAAAAUUAGACGGUAUAGUUCUUCACCAGGAUGAUGCUUUUGUGAGCAUCUAGUCUUGUAUACUUUCGCUUGAAAAUGUAACACAUUUUGACCACAUACCAUGGCAAAUAUUUUUGACUUAGGAAUAAGGUUGCGUACUUUUUGUUUAGCACGUUAUGAAUAACCAAUAAACCAAUUGUUAGUUUCACUUUCAGAUAUCUCAAAUGAGUUUAAACUAUAGCAAAUACGGUUAGUUAUACGUAAGCAAUGACAUUUCGUAAUGUAUAAAAUUAUAUUGAAAUAACUUAAUGUUGUAUAUGAUUCAUAUUAUAGUACAUGAUA
This is a messenger RNA of Lycium ferocissimum, 3436 nucleotides long. RefSeq names its product probable GTP-binding protein OBGM, mitochondrial. Gene Ontology annotation, cellular component: mitochondrion. The transcript is spliced from 6 exons. Bases 1549 to 3168 code for a protein of 539 amino acids. Lineage: Eukaryota; Viridiplantae; Streptophyta; Magnoliopsida; Solanales; Solanaceae. The record is from RefSeq and is a predicted model, not a curated record. Gene Ontology annotation, molecular function: GTP binding; GTPase activity.